AUGGAUACUUCGAUUGCGCGUUUCUGCGGUGUGGUCAUACUCGCAGCAUCAUGUUUCCCAACUACUGUGGUGGCACAGUCCUCGAGCACGACCGACUCUUCAUCACAAUGUACUCCCACGCCCAUAUCUGCCGUCAUCUCCAACGUCACUGUCGCCAAUUCACCAAAUGAUGCACAAGUGAGAGGCGUGGCAAUCAGUGUGGGGACGCCGGCACAAGAUUUUGCUUUCAUGCCCUAUCCUCUUCUCUAUGACUCGACUAAUUUGUGCGAUGCGCUCUCAGCCGAAAGCCAGACGGCUUGCAUCUCAAGGAGAGGCGGCGCCUACGACCCAGUCGCCUCCAAAACGCAGAAGCAGGGUGACUCCGAUGCCACGGCAACCGACCCAAGCCCCUUUCCUUCAACGUCCAUCUUCAGUGACAUCUGGAACUUGAACGAAGACACUGCCCUGUCCAACUUUACCUUUGGCGUCCCGCUCAAUGACUGGCAAGAGCAGUUCUAUUAUCCGCAGGCCGUCAUCGGACUGGGGCCCAACUCGACGUUUCUGAACGAGCUCAAGGCCAACGACAUGAUCUCCUCGCGCACGUAUUCUUUCUUCUGGGGCGAGGAUGGGACGACUGGCACGUCGAACGGGAGCCUCGUCUUUGGUGGUUACGACCAGAACAAGAUCUCAGGAUCGGCGACGAGCAACUACACCGGCAAGCUGAACUACACAGCUUGCCUGUGGGGGAUGUCGGUGGACAUCUCAGAGCUCAGCCUCUUCUUCCACAACGGCACAUCAGCAAGCCUCUUUGACUCGACGAGUAACGACGAGUCUGCGACGAAGCUCACUGGGUGCAUUGAUCUCGGCUGCCCAGGCAUGUUCGACAUGUCUGACUAUGAUUAUUUCGAGAACUUUGCCUAUUACACAAACUAUACCAGCUUUUUCGAAUAUGCCGGUACAGGUGAUAUGCGGUCUACCGGUCUCAACUUCUGGGACUCAUUGUACCUAGAGGAUGAUAACCCAUUUACUGGGGACAUAGACGUCACAAUCGAGGGCGGCCCCUCUGUGACCGUCACUAACGACCAGUUCAUCGUCCCUCACGUCUACAUGGACGACGACACCGGCCUGUUUCUCCAGAAUAACAGCCAGUCAGACCUCCUCAUCAACUCUGUCGCCACCGACGGCUACCCGCUCCGGAUGUGCCGCCACUUCAUGACGUUCGUGUACGUCAUGGUGAACCUGGACGCCGGCGAGUUCACCGUCUGGGCCGCCAACUCCCAGAGCAACAGCGAGACCCUCGUCGCCGUCGACGAGGCCAACAAUGUCCUCGAGAACUCAGCCGUCUGCACGAGCACAUCGCCCUCGACAGGAUCGGGCUCCUCGGGAUCGCAGGGCGACUCGACCUCCGUGACCCAAAGCUCCUCCCUCUCGGGCGGUGCCAUCGCCGGUAUUGCCAUCGGCGCCGUCGCGGGCGUGGCGCUGGUCGGGGCCGGCAUCUGGUUCUUCCUCAGGCGCAGGAGGGCAGAAAAGCCGCUGGACGCCGCCGGUGGCGGCCCACCCAACUACUCGGACCAUCCGAACGAGAUCUCGCCGUACGACGAGGCGGCCGCCAAGCACAACAAUCAGAACGGUGUGCCCAACACCGCCGAGCUCUUCUCGGGGCAGGACAACGAGCGGAGGUCAGAGCUGUUGGCGUCGACUGGGGCGGCGGAGGAGCGAAGGUCAGAGCUGUUGGCCUCAAAUGCGUUCAGAGCCGAACUGGAGUAG
This is a messenger RNA of Cryphonectria parasitica EP155, 1746 nucleotides long. RefSeq lists its product as uncharacterized. The coding region runs from base 1 to 1746 and encodes 581 amino acids. Lineage: Eukaryota; Fungi; Ascomycota; Sordariomycetes; Diaporthales; Cryphonectriaceae. The transcript has 3 exons. The record is from RefSeq and is a predicted model, not a curated record.